This is a messenger RNA of Kickxella alabastrina, 1038 nucleotides long. RefSeq lists its product as uncharacterized. The transcript is spliced from 4 exons. The record is from RefSeq and is a predicted model, not a curated record. The coding region runs from base 1 to 1038 and encodes 345 amino acids. NCBI's taxonomy places the organism in Eukaryota, Fungi, Kickxellomycota, Kickxellomycetes, Kickxellales, Kickxellaceae.
AUGUCUUUGGUUCGCAUGCAGCAGCAGCGCAGCAGACUGCGCGCAGAGCCCAUUGCCGAGGUGUGCGGGUUUGUCGCCAGCAACAAGCCGGUGCAGAUAGUGCCGGCCGCCAGCAGACUCCCCCAAUCGCUCUCCAAAGCACCGGCCUACACAUCGCUCCGACGCAGCACCCUUCUGUGCAGCCGCGACACACCCAAAGCCACGGCCGCAGCCGCAGCCAAAACGCAGCACGAGCGCGCGCUCUCCCUCCUCCGCACAGUCCUGGCCACGGCCAAGCUUCCAGAGCCCGCAGCCAGCGAGAAGCAGGCCUGGGGCCUGGACGUCCUUGAGGAGCAGCGGCUGGCGCUGGUGCGCAUGCUGCGCGACACACAGAGCGCACAGGCAGAGAAGGUCGUGGCGGCCCACGCGCUGAUGAGCAGCCGCGCGGCCUGCGGCCUGGUGGACGCCACCAGUGCGCGCGCAUACGGCCGCGCUCUGCGCCAGUCCUCCGCGUACGGCAUAGCCAUGCCGGCGGCAGCGCACGCCGUGUCCAGCAAUGACUCGCUGGCGUCAUCGCUGUCGUCUACGUCGUCCGAGGCCACGCUGAACGAUGGCGACAGCGACGGCGGCGGCGACGACGCAAUGGACGGGCCGUCGAGGCCGGGCCUGAUUGAGUCGUGGGCGGCCAACAGCUUCUGGCGCGGCAUGUCUGCGCGGCCCUGGUCUGCAUCGCGCCCCGGCUCUGUGUGCUCCGACCGCACACUUCCUGUCGCCGACGCCACCGGCAUGUGCUGGUCGCUCGACGCUGGCGACGACGCAGCCAGCGCCUGGGGUCAGUUCUACGCCAGCCUCGGCGGCGUACGCAUUCCCACGCGGUUCCGCCAGCUGAUGAUGCGCAAUGACAAGCUCAGGUGCCCGCUGAAGAACCGCCUGGUGGAGCCCAAUCCCCGCAGGCUGGCCUUCGAGGACCACAUCCGAGCCACUGGCUCCGUGCCCACGCUUGACUUGUCUGCCAGCACCAAGCCGCCAUCUACGCUGCGCCGCCAGCUGUGGCGGUGA